Messenger RNA from Plenodomus lingam JN3, 801 nucleotides. RefSeq lists its product as uncharacterized. Gene Ontology annotation, molecular function: lyase activity. NCBI's taxonomy places the organism in Eukaryota, Fungi, Ascomycota, Dothideomycetes, Pleosporales, Leptosphaeriaceae. The record is from RefSeq and is a predicted model, not a curated record.
AUGCCCUUUGAAAUUGCCGAAAAGAUUUCGGCAUACCAUCUCAUCCCACAAACCGUAGACGUAGCCCUCGACCCCCCAGAAUCAUACUUCUUCAUUACAGACUUCCUCAUCAUAGCCUGCGGUAUUUUAUAUACACUAUGCUACCUCUUCUACACCAUCCGCACAUACAGCGACCGCUACCUCGCCGGCACAGUGCAAUUCCUCUCGGCUACCAUGGCGUAUGAGAUCUACUAUGCCUACGUGUGCACCACGACGGCCUUUCAGCGCGCCUGUUUCUUCGUGUGGUUUUUGUUUGACAUCACGUUUGCCGCUGUGGCGUUGCGGUAUGCAUAUGCGCCUGAGGAGCGGAGGGCUACGAUAGAGAAAAUGGCGUGGCAGAUCCCCGCGUGGAUGGCUCUGUUGUGGUAUGCGGGCGUGUUGUGGCCGGAUGAGAGGGAGCAGGUUACGGCGUUCUGGACGGGUUUGUAUUUGGAGUUGCCGAUUGGAUGGGGGCAGAUUUGGUAUCUGAUCAAGCGAAAGGAUACAAAGGGGCAGAGUUUGGAGAUUUGGAUCACACGCUAUCUGGGCUGCAUUACGGCUUUCCUGGUCUUCAUCUGGCGGUAUGUGAAUGUCCCAGAGAAUUGGUCGUACGUGAAUACCUGGCCAAGUAUUGGUGGCAUGGUGAUUACGCUGUUGCCUGAGACGGUGUAUCCGUUCUUUUAUAUUUGGGCACAUGAGAACGAGAAGGCGAGGGAAAGGGCUCGGAGCGCUGCCAAAACCAUAAUACCAAUUAAGAUAGAACAAGGGGAGACCAAAGGCUAG